AAAAUAUUCGCAGCGGGAGCCGGGCCGCGGCAGGCAACGCCAAGGCCGGCCGGUCGAGCAUUCGAGCUGAUAUAUACCCCCACCAGGCCACCACACCACCCCACGCAGCAGCCAAGCGCCACCGUACCAUGCAACCACAGCUGCAGUGACCAGUACUGGUGUUGCUUUCCGCGGGCGCGCGCGUGGCCGGCUUGCUUGCUUUGCUUCCCGUGGCACAGGCCUCCUAGCUCCACGCCGAAAGGAAGCAAGGAUGACGACGAAAGUGUCGGCGGCGCUGCUGUGCGCGGCGGCGCUGCUGCUGGUGGUGGCGCCGCUGGCGGCGGAGGCGAGCGAGCUCAAGCUGGGCUACUACAAGAAGACCUGCCCGGGGUGGAAGAACGUGGUCAAGUACCACGUCGCCAAGGCCAUCAGGGCCAACCGCGGCAGCGGCGCCGCCCUCGUCCGCCUCAUCUUCCACGACUGCUUCGUCAGGGGUUGCGACGCGUCGGUGCUGCUGGACCCGACGCCGGCGAACCCGCACACGGAGAAGACGGCGCCGAUCAACAUCGGCCUCGCGGCGUUCGAGGUGAUCGACGACAUCAAGGCGGCGCUGGAGGAGCGGUGCCCCGGCACGGUGUCCUGCUCCGACAUCGUGGUGUUCGCCGCCCGCGACGCGUCCAGCAUCCUGAGCAACGGGCACGUCCACUUCGACCCCCCCGCGGGGCGCCUCGACGGCCCCAUCUCCCGCGCCGCCGACGCACAGCGGGACCUCCCGGACUCCACCUUCACAAUCGGCGAGCUGAUCCGCAACUUCCGGCGCAAGAACUUCACGGUGGAGGAGCUGGUGAUCCUCUCCGGCGCGCACGCCAUCGGCGUCGGCCACUGCUCCUCCUUCCGCGGGCGGCUGUCCUCGCCGCCGAGCCAGAUCGUGCCGGCGUACCGGAACCUGCUGUCGGCGAAGUGCGCGGCGGGGCCCGACCCCGUGGUGACGAACAACGUGCGGGACGAGGACCCGAGCGCCGUGGCGGCGGCGUUCCCGUCGUUCCUGAAGAAGCUGAGGAAGAACAAGGACUUCCUGGACAACAGCUACUACCACAACAACCUGGCCCGGAUCGUGACGUUCAACUCGGACUGGCAGCUGCUGACGGAGAAGGAGGCGCUGGGGCACGUCAAGGAGUACGCCGAGAACGGGACGCUCUGGGACGAGGACUUCUCCGAUGCGCUCGUCAAGCUCAGCAAGCUGCCCAUGCCGCCCCACAGCAAGGGGGAGAUCAGGAAGCACUGCCGCUUCCUCAACCACCACUAGCAGCUUCCUUCGUUCCUUGGAUACUACUCCUACGUACUACAUAUACAUUAUCUGCAGGCUACUACAGCUGAAACUGUGAUUACUGUCUCGUUCGCUCUCGCAGAUCGUCGGUCGAUCGAUCGGUUCAUCAUUUGAUUGUUCAUUUUGCUGUUCUCGUCUAUGUGAUUCUUUCUUCUUUCUGGUGUUGGAGAUAAUGUGAUUGAUUUGUUGUAUGAUCUUUGUUUGUAUGGACAAAUUACGAAACAAGAGUGGGCAGGGUGUGUGCAUGAACUGCUGGUUGGACUUUGGACAGGAUCGGAGUCCAAUUUUCAUGUAAUAAGGAUGGUCCAGGGAAGUAAUUAAAGUUUUUUUUUGAGGAUUA
Setaria italica (foxtail millet) is the source of this 1646-nucleotide messenger RNA. RefSeq names its product peroxidase 2. The transcript is spliced from 2 exons. The coding region runs from base 251 to 1285 and encodes 344 amino acids. Gene Ontology annotation, biological process: response to oxidative stress; hydrogen peroxide catabolic process. NCBI's taxonomy places the organism in Eukaryota, Viridiplantae, Streptophyta, Magnoliopsida, Poales, Poaceae. The record is from RefSeq and is a predicted model, not a curated record. Gene Ontology annotation, cellular component: plant-type cell wall; plasmodesma. Gene Ontology annotation, molecular function: peroxidase activity; heme binding.